Messenger RNA from Lindgomyces ingoldianus, 2421 nucleotides. RefSeq lists its product as uncharacterized. Gene Ontology annotation, molecular function: nucleic acid binding. The coding region runs from base 1 to 2421 and encodes 806 amino acids. NCBI's taxonomy places the organism in Eukaryota, Fungi, Ascomycota, Dothideomycetes, Pleosporales, Lindgomycetaceae. Gene Ontology annotation, cellular component: mitochondrial inner membrane. The record is from RefSeq and is a predicted model, not a curated record. The transcript has 4 exons.
AUGAAACCGCGGUAUGCGACAUUGCAGGCGGGUCAACACAAGUCAGGUCACAUCAGAGCCGGGCCAAAUGAAGGAAUUUUGUUCUUUGACAAUGUCUUUCCGUUAAGGAUCCAAAAGAUCUUAGGUGUUCCAUUCGCAUCUCAUGACAAACCGCCCAAUUUUCUCAACUACUUCAUCCGCCCCAGCAUCACGGGGAUCGAUCCCAAGCAGGUCAUCGAAGAGGCCAGCAGUAAAAAGAGUAUACCUAUCACAGCUUCCGAGGUUUUUCUGCGGCUCAAAGAAGGAGGCGCUUUUGUCAAGUUCAGCCAUGAUGGAAGCACGUCAACUGCCGAGGUUGAGGAGGCACUGAAGCAGUACCUGAAGGAUGAGAAAAUCAAGCCAUGGUGGAGCCCCUUUAGAAGAAUGCGCGUGAACUUAGUUAAGGGUCGACCUUGGGUUGAGGAUCUCUUCCGAUUCCCUACACCACGGCUAAAGGUUGAGUUUAUUCCUUCAGAGCCUGGAGCGGAGGCUGUAGAGCUUUCGCAGGAACAACUCUAUACGUUCUUCAGGCCUUAUGGGAAGUUAGGAGAUAUCCUGCCACAGUCAUUUGACUCCAAGGUCAUGCCAAGAUAUGCCUAUCUAGACUUUGCAGCAAGACCAAGGGCUAUCAUGGCAAAGAACUGCAUGCAUGGAUACUUUGUUUCCGAGGCCGAAGGGGGAGGGAAGACAGGAACGGUGCUAAGGCUCACUUAUGAGCAAAAAAUCAAGCCUCAUUGGAUCCGAGAUUGGCUUGUCAACCAUCCGAGGAUUGUGAUUCCCGUCAUUGCAGCGAUCAUUGCCGGUAUCACUGUUGCAGUCUUUGACCCCAUCCGAACAUUCUUUAUCAAGGCACACAUCACAAGGGUAUGGCAUAUCCAAGACAACAAAAUCUACAAGUGGAUCAAAGGCUAUGCGACGGACAUCUUCCGAUUUCACCGCCGCCCCGAUGACGAACACGGCAUGGAAGCAGUCUGGGACGACCGAAAGGGGAACAUUGAGCAGAUCCAAACUUGGCUUAUGGAGACUGCAGAUACAUUUAUCAUUGUUCAGGGCCCUCGCGGCUCAGGAAAGCGAGAGUUGGUUAUCGAUCAAGCGCUCAAGCACAAGAAGCACACAGUUAUAAUUGACUGCAAGCCCAUACAAGAAGCUCGCGGUGACAGUGCUACGAUCAAUGCUGCUGCUGCAGAGGUUGGCUAUCGCCCUGUGUUCUCAUGGAUGAACAGCAUCAGCGGUAUGAUUGAUAUGGCAGCCCAAGGUGCUACUGGCGUCAAGACUGGCUUCUCGGAGACUCUCGACUCCCAGCUCGCAAAGAUUUGGAACAACACGGCAACUGCACUGCGGCAGAUUGCGCUGAAUAGCCGCCAUAAGGAAGACAGAGAUGCUCACAUUGGAGAUGAUGAAUGGCUUGAGGCUCAUCCUGAGCGGAGGCCUGUGGUUGUAAUCGACAACUUUUUACACAAAAGUCAAGAGGGCGGGCUUGUGUAUGACAAGAUUGCUGAAUGGGCCGCGCGUCUGACCACUGCAAACAUUGCUCACGUCAUAUUCCUUACCAACGACGUCUCAUUCAGUAAGUCUCUCUCAAAAGCCCUUCCUGACCGCGUUUUCCACCAAAUCUCGCUCUCCGACUGUACUCCCGAAGUAGCCAAGAAGUUUGUGAUCACCCACCUCGACGCCGAUGUCGAGGAUGAUCCAGAGCCUAAAGAUGGCUCACACAAAAUGAUUCCUUCACAAGCUCGCACCGACCUCGCUGAGCUAGACUCUUGCAUUGACCUUCUCGGCGGCCGUCUCACUGACCUCGAAUUCCUUGCCCGAAGAAUCAAGACAGGAGAAACACCCACCAAAGCCGUACAUGAAAUAAUCGACCAAUCCGCCUCCGAGAUCCUGAAAAUGUAUAUCCUAGGCUCCGACGGCUCCGACGACUCCUCUCGUCGCUGGACGUCCGAGCAGGCUUGGCUCCUCAUUAAACAACUCGCUGCCGAAGAAACCCUCCGAUACCACGAAGUCCUUAUUUCAGACAUAUAUAAAUCCUCGGGGGAGUCUGUCCUGCGCGCCCUCGAGCAAGCCGAACUCAUCAGCAUCGUGUCUGGACCCAACGGCCGUCCCGCAAGCAUCAAGCCCGGAAAGCCAGUUUACCAAUCUGCAUUCAGGAGACUGACGGAAGAUAAAGUGUUGCGGAGUCGACUCGACUUAGCGAUCUUCACGGAUCUAACUAAAAUCGAGAAUGCGACGAUUGACAAGUGUGAGAAUGAAUUGCUGCUGAUGAGUAAGCUGAAGAGUCAACCCGCGCAGAUGACGCCGAGGAUUCAGUAUUUGUUGGCAAAGUUGGCAGUGAGUCAGGCAAAGAUUGAGCAGUAUGAGAACGAGAGUAAAGUGUUGAAGAAGGUGCUCGGGGAAGAGUAUUAG